GUGGUGCCUACUAUAUGAUAUCCAGAAGUCUAGGCCCAGAGUUUGGCGGUGCCAUUGGUGUGAUAUUUUCUGUUGCCAACACUGUAGCCGUGGCCAUGUAUGUGGUGGGCUUCGCUGAGACAGUCAGGGAUAUUCUCAAGCGCUACGACCUGGUGAUGGUUGACGACUUGAAUGACAUCCGUAUUAUUGGAAGUAUCACUAUCACAGUACUACUGGCAGUUGCCUUGAUAGGCAUGGACUGGGAGUCAAGGGCACAGUUGGUUCUCUUGAUAAUUCUUACUCUGGCAAUUGUGAAUUUUUUCGUUGGCCUGUGCAUCCCUCCCAGCUCAGAACAAAUGUCUAAAGGGUUGCUAGGACCUAAAGAGGUGUUUACUACAAAUUUAGUCUCCCAUUAUGAAGAACAAGAGUCAUUCUUCAGUGUGUUUGGCAUAUUUUUUCCUGCUGCCACUGGCAUCCUUGCUGGUGCUAAUAUUUCUGGGGAUCUGAAGGAUGCAUCAAAGUCGAUUCCUAAGGGCACUUUCUUAGCGAUCCUAAUCACAACAUUGGUAUAUCUGUUGAUUGCUGUGUUUGCUGGAGCAUUUGUCCUGCGGGAAGCAAAUGGCAUCAUCCUGGUUUCAGUAGUUAAUGAUAGUGUCUCCAGCAUGUUGGGAAGCUCUACGACUUCUGUGUUGUCAGCCAUUGCCAAUACAACAACACCAGCCAGCUUGCACUUUGUGGGGAGUCCUUCGUUAAAUGACUCGGUUUACUCUGUGCCAACCACUGCAUCUGUUUUACCCACGAAAGUUUCUCCGGUGUUCACAACUGAAGAGUUUAGCUAUAACAUGGCCUUUGUAGCAAACUGCUCCCUGCUUCCCGAAGGAUGCAAGUAUGGACUUAUUCAUUCAUAUCAGGUUAUUGAGAUGACAUCAGCAUGGGGUCCCUUAAUUCUAGCUGGCAUAUUUUCAGCAACUCUUUCUUCAGCUUUAGCCAGCCUGAUGUCCGCACCAAAAGUCUUUCAGGCCCUUUGCAAGGAUAGAAUAUUUCCAUUCUUUGCUUACUUUGGUGCAGGACAUGGACCAAAUGACAAUCCCCAUCGAGCCUUCAUCCUGUGCUUUGUUAUUGCACUGUCAUUCAAUUUAAUAGCUGAUCUGAAUGCUAUUGCUCCUUUGAUUUCCAACUUUUUCCUUAUGUCUUAUGCUUUGAUAAAUUUUUCAUGCUUUGAUGCAUCCAUCGCCAGGUCACCAGGUUGGCGUCCAGCGUUUCGUUUUUACAACAUGUGGCUCAGUUUGUUUGGAGCCUUGCUAUGCAUUGCUGUCAUGUUCAUCAUUAACUGGAUCACAGCAUUAGUUACUUUUGGUUGUGUUGGCAGUCUGUUUAUGUAUGUGCGGCACUGGAAGCCAGAUGUCAACUGGGGUUCCUCCACUCAAGCUCAUGUCUACAGAAGUGUCCUACAUUCAGCACUGAAGUUGAUCAGGGUUGGAGAACACAUCAAAAAUUUCAGGCCCCAGGUGCUGGUGUUAUCUGGGGAACCUGACACACGACCUGCCCUGGUAGAUUUCUGCUCUCCUCUCACCAAGAAGAUGGGUCUCAUGGUCUGUGGCAAUGUUAUUAUUGGAGAGCAACAUGAACACCUCCGUAAGCUGCGAUCAGAUGAUGCUUAUGCAUAUUUCCGUCAUCGUCGUAUCAAGUCUUUCUAUUCUGCUACUACAGCUGCUACAUUCCAGCUUGGGGCUGAGGCCCUAAUGCAGAAUGUUGGGAUUGGCAAGUUCCGUCCAAAUCUUCUUAUCCUUGGUUUCAAGUCCAACUGGCAAACAGACAACCCAGAUAAUGUACAACAGUAUCUGGGGAUUAUUCAUGAUGCCUUUGAUCUGAAAUUUGGUGUGGGGAUCCUGCGUGUGAAGGAAGGUUUUGGUCUGGAUGUCGACUCUGAUACAACAGUGUUUGACACUCGACAUGAUGAAGCCAAAGUUGAUGAUGGGAAAGGGAAGGACAUUGAAAGUGGAAAAAAUGGCCGCACUCAGCUGAAAGAUUCUGCUAGCAAGGGAAUGCUUGAAGUUGAUGAAGAUGAAGAUGAUGAAGCACGUAGUCAGAUUGAUGGCGAUGAUCAUGCCAAUCCCCGUAUGUUAAGUAAACUAAACACUCAGGUGUUAAAGACAAUGAACAAGUUUAGGUAUAAGGAAAAAGGAUCAAUUGAUGUAUGGUGGCUGUUUGAUGAUGGAGGCCUAACGUUACUGCUGCCCUACAUCCUCACCACUAGAGCCCAUUGGAGAGGUUGCAGGCUGAGGGUAUUUGCUGCUGGAACAAAAAGUGGAGAUCUGGGAUACGAACAGAGACAAUUAGCAACCCUAUUAGCCAAGUUCAGAAUUGACUGUAAAGAUAUGACUGUACUACCUGAGGUCAACAAAAAACCAACUGAGGAAAGCGUAAAGAUUUUCAACUCCUAUCUGGCACCCUGGAGACUUGAUACACAAAAAGGGGAAACAAAGGAACAGUAUCCAUGGAAAACUACAGAUGAUGAAUUGGAGCUUCUGAAAGAGAAGACCCAGAGGCACAUAAGGUUAAGAGAACUGCUCCUAGAAAGGUCGCUGGAUGCUUCACUUAUUGUCAUGACACUGCCAAUGCCUCGCAAAGGUACCUGUGCUGCUGGGUUGUACAUGUGUUGGAUUGACACCCUUACUCGAGACAUGCCACCGAUUUUAUUGGUCCGUGGUAACCAGGAGAGUGUUCUGACUUUUUAUUCUUAA
Candidula unifasciata is the source of this 2723-nucleotide messenger RNA. Lineage: Eukaryota; Metazoa; Mollusca; Gastropoda; Stylommatophora; Geomitridae. The record is from the annotation of a GenBank genome assembly.